AUGGGAAAAAGAGCUUUCAAACAUGGUAAUUUUAAAACAGCGCAAAACUACUUCGAGUUGACAUUGAAGGAAGCAAAAGAGAGCGGAAACAGAGCCUUUGAAGGAAGUGUAUAUAACUUUCUUGGCCUUGCCUAUGAGUCUCUCGGUGAGGUCAGGAAGGCAAUCGAGUUUUAUCAGCUGAGCCUAACUAUCGCAACAGAGACUGGAGACAAAGAUUCUGAAGGAACUGUAUAUAACAACCUUGGCGGUGCCUAUAAGUCUCUCGGUGAGGUCAGGAAAGCAAUCGAGUUUUAUCAGCUGAGCCUAACUUUCACAACAGAGACUGGAAACAAAAAUUAUGAGGGAACUGUAUAUAGCAACCUUGGCGAUGCCUAUCGGUUUCUCGGUGAGGUCAGAAAGGCAAUCGAGUUUUAUCAGCUGAGCCUAACUAUCGCAACAGAGACUCGAGACAAAGAUAUUGAGGGAGCUGUAUAUAACAACUUUGGCUGUGCCUAUGUGUCUCUCGGUGAGUCCAGGAAAGCAAUCGAGUUUUGGCAGCUGAGCCUAACUAUCGCAACGGAGACUGGAAACAAACUUUUGGAAGGAACUGUAUAUGACAACCUUGGCGGUGCCUAUGUGUCUCUUUGUGAGUCCAGGAAGGCAAUCGAAUUUUUUCAGCUGAGCCUAACUAUCGCAACAGAGACUGGAAACAAAGGUUGUGAAGGAAAAGUAUAUUACAACCUUGGCCGUGCCUAUUACUCUCUCGAUGAUGUCAGGAAAGCAAUCGAGUUUUAUCAGCUGAGCCUAACUAUCGCAACAGAGAUUGAAGACAAAGAUUCUGAGGGAGUUGUAUAUAACAACUUUGGCCUUGCCUAUAACUCUCUCGGUGAUUUCAGGAAAGCAAUCGAGUUUUAUCAACUGAGCCUAAAUAUCGCAACAAAGACUGGAAACAAAAAUUCUGAAGGAACUGUAUAUAACAACCUUGGCGCUGCCUAUUACUCUCUCGGUGAUUUCAGUAAGGCAAUCGAGUUUUUUCAGCUGAGCCUAACUAUCCCAACGAAGACUGGAAAUAAAAGUUUGGAACUAACUGUAUAUAACAACCUUGGCUGUGCCUAUAAGUCUCUCGGUGAUGUCAGGAAAGCAAUCAAAUUUUGUAAGCUGAGUCUAACUAUUGCAAAGGAUACUGGAGACAACUAUUCCGAAGCACUUAGCUGUCACAACCUCGCUUGUUGUUUUUGUGAUCUUGAGGACUUUCUUGAAGCCGAGGAGUCUUGCAGAUCUUCAGUAAGACUGUUAGAGGAAACUAGGGUCCUUCUUCAAGGGAAAGACGCAUGGAAAAUCAACUUUCGGGAUCAACAUGAUAGUACUUAUACUCAUUUAACGCGUCUUCAGUUACGACAAGGCAAGAGCCUUGAGGCGCUCUCUACAGCUGAGGCAGGACGAGCACAAGCUCUCAUGCAUCUCAUGAAAUCGCGAUAUGACGUCAGUACAUCAAUUUGGUCGUCGUCAGAACAGGACAGGGAACUGAUAAUGUCCAAUUCAAGCCUUAGUUGGCCACCUAUUCUUUUUCUAGCAGAAGAAGAAAAACAGGAAGACUUUAAAACAUCAUUGAGUUUCUGGUUAAUUCUAAAUGGACAGCAGUGUCAGAUGAUGCAAAAAAAAAUAAAUGGUAACCUGACAUCAUUGAUUUACCAAACAUACGAAAAUAUUGGUGUAAGGACUGGUGUGAGGUGCAAGCCCUUGAUAUCACAGCAAGACGACGAGAGUGCUACUUUGAAAACAUUGUAUGACCUAGUUAUCGCUCCAUUUUCAGAUUUGAUAAACGGUGAUGAACUCAUUAUUAUCCCUGAUCGUGCAUCAUUCUUGAUCCCUUAUGCUGCCCUCAUGGACCAACAAUCCAGAUAUUUGUCUGAAACGCUGAGAAUUCGAUUGGCUCCAUCAUUAACAAGCUUGCUGCUGCUGACAGUUUGUGAAGAAAGUCACCAUAGUACUUCUGGUGCACUGCUUGUUGGUAAUCCGUGGGUGGAAACUGUACCCAUCAAAGACAGCAAACCGUUCCCGCAGCUCCCGGGUGCUGAGAAAGAAGCAAAAAUGAUUGGACAGAUUCUCAACACUGAACCCCUCAUUGGGAAAAAAGCUACGAAAGACCAAGUUUUGAGCAGGCUUAAUUCAGUUUCUUUGGUGCACCUUGCAGCUCAUGGUUGUCGAGAAACCGGAGAAAUUAUUUUGUCUCCUAAUGUUGCUGAUGCUGAAAGACCGAAAGAGGAAGACUUCCUUUUAACAAAGGCAGAUGUUUUGGGUGUACAAUUGCGAGCCAGGCUUGUUGUUUUAAGCUGCUGUUACAGUGGACGCGGAGAGAUCAAAGCCGAAGGCGUGGUUGGAAUUGCACGUGCCUUUUUAGGAGCCGGGGCACGUUCUGUUAUCGCGUCACUGUGGGAGCUGAGCGACGAAGCCACUCUGGAGUUUAUGAAACACUUUUACGAACAUUUGGUAGAAGGGAAAAGUGCAAGUAAGUCGCUUCAUCAGGCCAUGAAAUUGAUGCGAGAGUCUGAAGAGUUCAAUGCGGUGCGGUACUGGGCGCCAUUCAUGCUGAUUGGCGAUGACGUGACAUUGAAUUUUGAGCCAAUCAAUGGUGAGAACCACAUUAAAGCUUAG
Messenger RNA from Porites evermanni, 2634 nucleotides. Lineage: Eukaryota; Metazoa; Cnidaria; Anthozoa; Scleractinia; Poritidae. The record is from the annotation of a GenBank genome assembly.